Colletotrichum godetiae is the source of this 1401-nucleotide messenger RNA. RefSeq lists its product as uncharacterized. NCBI's taxonomy places the organism in Eukaryota, Fungi, Ascomycota, Sordariomycetes, Glomerellales, Glomerellaceae. The transcript has 5 exons. The record is from RefSeq and is a predicted model, not a curated record. The coding region runs from base 1 to 1401 and encodes 466 amino acids.
AUGUCAGACGUUACAUAUUCUUCCGCAGAGAAUAUUGCAAGGGUUCUAAUUGUGCCUCAUGCUGUUUUCAGUGUUUUGGCAACCGUCCUAGUUGGUUUGCGACUUUAUGUCACCAGAGUUGUCGCCAAGUCACCAUGGACUUUUGACGAACAUGUCGUCAUCGUAGCAUUGGUUGCCAAUCACAUUAUGUUAAUUACUGAAGGCAUUUGUAAGUUACUGUUUGCAGUUCUCGAACCACCUCUUCUAUCAGGGCCCGUAGCAUUCUGCACCUGCCCCCGUCGUACUGACAAAGCCUCAAUCGCAGCGGUAGAGUAUGGCCUCGGAACAGACGUUAAUCAGAUAGUUGCAUCGUAUCCAGGCGGUGUUUCAGCGUUUUUGAAGUGUAUACUUGUCUUGGAGAUCCAAUAUGCUAUUGCGUGCCCAUUGUCGAAGAUGGCAGUUUUAGCGAUGUUCUAUAGAAUCUUCUCCGCAUCCAAAUUGCUUCGGUAUAGUAUUUGGACUAUCACUGUCAUGCUCAUUGGAUGGAGUAUUGCCGUUAUCAUGGUCAGCAUUUUCUCUUGUACUCCGAUUCCUCGCUUCUGGGAUCGGACCAUCCCUGGAACAUGCAUCAACUCAAGCAACGUUUUCAUUGGCAUCACGGUUCCAAAUAUCAUUUUUGACAUCCUUACGGUCGUGCUUCCCAUUCGCGAAGUCUGGGCACUACAGAUGGGGAGGGAGAAAAAGCUUGCUAUCAGCGGCGUCUUUCUCCUAGGAGGCAGUUGUUCGGAAAGCGUCGUGCUCGCAUCCGUCGCACGUCUCAUACUAUUCGCCAUCUACCGGCCCGGGCAAGGAACCACUGGCAACAACAUCAGUCAAACGGUCAUUAUACCCCACGCCGCUUCCGCUGUCGAGACCUGCCUAGCGAUAAUUGGCGCAUGUCUUCCACCCUGCGCACCUCUUUUUCGCCGCUGGCUUGGUGGAGUUGUUAGCGUCGUUAGUUCGGGGGAUCGUUAUGGCUCCCGCUCCGCCAGGAAGAAGGGGCUUGACGCACAGGGGAAAUCGUCGGCCUCCAAGAAUUUUAAUACUCUCGUCACCAUUGGCAAAAUGUCCAACCGAGGCGGCGGCCAUAUGAAGCGAUCGAAAGAAGAGGACGACCUCGACGGCUCGUUUGAGCGCCUUGAAGACAGCAACAGCCUGCAAGGUUCUACUGACGGGUUAUACGUGAACGGCAAUGGAGUCGCAAAGAACGAAAACGUUGUCACUUCUGAGAACGGCAUUCAUGUUAAGCGAGAUGUGUGUGUUGAACGCAGUGGCAAGGUCACUUCAAGAGAUGUUAAGGAUUGGGUCGUGGGCGACAUACAACUAGACGACAUGUCCGCUCAAGGUGCAUCUUCUAAGCAACAUGUAGGCCUCGCUAGGUAG